UGGAAUGGGACUUUCCCAACCAUAUGCUUAUAUGUCCACAAACUUUUGUUGCUACAGUGUAAUAUUAACUACCCCUGGCUCUAAUUUGGAGCUUAUCAGCUGCGCUCUUGAUAAAAACAGGACUCAGGUGAAAAAUCGCUUCAGUUUCUUCAAAUCAGCCUGCAAAAAAAUACACUCUCCACUUUGCACACCUCGACUUCAGGAACAAUUUAUUUGCAUAAUUUUUCCAGAUGGACAUGUCCAUGAGAAGAUACACAUGGCUGGCAUUCUGCUUAGUGAUGUCAGGAGUGAGUUUGGGGAAAUCUGAGGAAAAUAAGAAGACAAUGAAGUACGAGUUCAUUAUUGACAUCAUCAGCGUGACCUACAACGAUUCCCUCAGCAACUCUAAAUCUGCCGAUUAUGAAAUAUUGGUAUCACAAGUAAAUGGCGCUCUCUACUCUAUUUACGGCUGUAGCACGUGUCAGACGCACAAGAUUUAUCAAGGAGUAUCAGCGAUGACCUUCAGUGAUCAAGCCGGAAGCGUGCUGGUAAAAGGUGCACUCGUGUUCCAGUCGAACCAACACCAACUCAACGCUAGUGCGAUCAGAGAGAUGUUCCUGAACGCGAUCGCUGGCACUAACAAAAUAAACAAUCUUAAAUUCAACCCUAAAUUCGCACAAGUUAUAUCCGGAUCUACUCCUUCCACUUCAACCAGCACUACAGCUACCACUCGUCCUACCAUCACAACUAAUCAUCCUUCCAGUAUGACCGCCACCAAUCCAGUCACUCGUUCCACCACUCUUUCAACCAUUCAUCCCACCAGUAAAAACACCGCUCAUCCCAACAGUACAAACACCGUUCGUCCUACCAGUACAAACACCGUUCAUCUCACCAGUACAAACACCAUUCGUCCUACCAGUGCAAACACCGUUCGUCCUACCAGUGCAAACACCGUUCGUCCUACCACUACUACAUCCACCACUCAUCCCUCCACUCAUCCAACCGCACAUCCCACUAUUAUAAUCACCACUCACAAUGCUGCCUCUUCUAUAACCCUGAAUUCAUUUCUCUUUUAUACUGUUUCUUUUACUGUCUUCUUCCUUACCAGCUAUUCUUUUUAAUCCUCCAAACUUACUGCAUCAUAAUAAUUAGUUAUAUUUUGUCCCAUUGUUGAAAUAUUAUUACACCCACCCAGUCCCAGCACUCCAACCGCACUCCAACCACCACUCAUCCUCCAAAUCACCCCACCAUUCCAACCACCACCCGUCUCUUAAAUCACCCCAACACUCCAACCACCAUUCGUCCUCCAAAACACCCCACCACCCCAACCACCACUCGUCCCCCAAAUCACCCCACCAUUCCAACCACCACUCGUCCCCAAAAUGACCCCAUCUCUACAACCACCACUUGUCCCCAAAAGACCCCACCACUCUAACCACCACUUGUACCCUAAAUCACCCCACCAAACAAACAACCCCAAAUAGUCCUAUAGCUUCAGUCACAGAUUGUUCUACCAGUGAACCACCACUAUUACCCUUCACAAUCACAACUUGGCCUACUACCACUAUGACCACAGCUACAACAUCACUCUACAACAAUGACACCAUUCUUCCCCAACAACCAGAAUUCAUCCCACCACUAUGUGAUCCCACUGAGAACCAGCUCUGAUUCUUAUUCCUUAAUCCUGAGGACACACCAAUGACAUCUCUUUAUCCUUUCAUUAAUAUUGUAUCACUUUCUUAUAUCUGGUAUAGUGUUUCAUUCUGACUCAUUAGCUCUUCUUGGGUAAAACGGCUUGACCAUGUACCAUUACAACCAGCUACAGUGUGUGACUGUAAUAAUAAUAAUAAUAAUAAUAAUAAUAAUAAUAAUAAUACAGUGUAUGGUUCAUAAAAAGAAAAGGAAAAUCAUCGUAUUGCAAGCUGAUGUGAGAAAAUGGAAUAAAAGUUGUUACAGCUGUUGCUGAAA
Messenger RNA from Silurus meridionalis, 1947 nucleotides. Its product is annotated as A-agglutinin anchorage subunit-like. Bases 231 to 1100 code for a protein of 289 amino acids. The transcript has 5 exons. The record is from RefSeq and is a predicted model, not a curated record. Lineage: Eukaryota; Metazoa; Chordata; Actinopteri; Siluriformes; Siluridae.